Messenger RNA from Malassezia globosa CBS 7966, 2301 nucleotides. RefSeq lists its product as uncharacterized. Lineage: Eukaryota; Fungi; Basidiomycota; Malasseziomycetes; Malasseziales; Malasseziaceae. Bases 1 to 2301 code for a protein of 766 amino acids. The transcript has a single exon. The record is from RefSeq and is a predicted model, not a curated record.
AUGCAGCGAGCGGCGGCGACUCAGCUCGCAUACACGCGUAUGCUAGCGCCGCGUGCUCGCUUGGCACGAAGCGGUGUGUGUGGUGUGCGAGUAGCAUUCAGCACAAUCACCAUUCCAGAUGCGCCGGUUGUGUCACGAAGAGCUGCGCCACAUGAAGCGGCGGCGUCACGAGCGUCUGGAUCGCCGGCAUCAUCGUCCGACAUAGCAACAGCGACGUUCUUUUCCUCCUCGAUACCCACAUCGAUCGCGACCCACGUUCACGAACAGGGCGCUGGGGCGGUCCUUGUACGCAUGCUGGAGUCGUCGGAGCGGAUCCCGCCUGAACAGCUAUGGAGUCUGUAUGAAUGUGCGCUGAAUGAGCGGCCGCAGAAGCUGCCGGAUGGCUCUGUGCGUGUGCCGCCGAAGCUGGAGGCCAGGCACCACCAACGAGUGCUUCAGCUGCUCCUCCCCGCACAGGACAAGUACGUGCACUACGUGCGUGAACGGCAGCGCAUCGCUUCGCUGCGCCGCGAUGUGCAUGCGUCGGACGACGAAGCGCUGUUGCCUUCCUGCACGCCACUCGACCUGUCGACACCAGACACUCUUGCGCCAGUGCCGCCCGUCCGUGGCAUGGGUGGCAAGAAUGCACGUACAUUUGCACGGCGCACGCGGCAAGUCCUCUUGGAGAUCGCACCUGCGGAGCGGACUGCAGCCGCUUACAACGACGUGCUUCGUGUGCUGUCACAUGGCGGCAGAUACCGGUACAUGCGUGAUCUGUGGAACGAUAUGCUCCGUGUGCGAGAGACAGGGCAUGUCCAAGCGGCGCCAAACCAGGACACGUGCCACUACAUGAUGGUCGGUCUCGUGCGCAACUUUGAGCAGAAGCUACAGCGCUACAAGACGCGCUACGAGCGUGAGCUGCUCACGUCGGCUCGGCACGUACGCCGCGCUCAGCCACAGCCACCCUCCUCAUCGCCCGUGCCACCAGCACAUCGGACGGCGGCGGCAGCGGAACAUGUGCAAGCAGCCGCACUGCAGGCCGCGCAUACCGUGUCAAUGCUGCUGCUGGACAUCCAAAAGCAGGGCACGCUGCCGCGUGUGCUGACGCUUGAUCUUGCUGCACGUGUGCUGCGACUGACGGGCCGUCUACCAGAGUUCCUGCACCUGCUUCGUUCCGGCUUUGGUCUGGACCUGCAAUACCCAGAUGCCAGUGUGCCGGCUCUGUGCACGCCCACGACACAUACCCUGAACACGACGCUCAUGGCUCUGGGCGAGCUGGCGCGGAUGCCCGAUAUGGCCGUGGCGUUCGAAGUCAUGACACAGCCGCUCUCACAUGCACAUGACACGCAACGCUGGCCUGUGCUGCCGAACACAACGACGUUCAAACUGCUUGUGCGGCAUGCAUGCUCGGCCCCGCCCACGUUGCUCGUCUCGAAUGCGUCCGUGCAAUCGACGACGGCACGUGCUAUUCUCUCGCGCCUGUCGGCUGGUCCGCAGGGCCUGCCGACCAUAGGUAUUCACACAGCCGAGCAGCGCGAUGCCGAGGUGCAAGCGCGCUGCCGGGGUGCGUAUUUGGCACUUGCACGCGCGUAUGUGGACGAUGCCCUGCGGAUGUAUGCGGAGCAGCUGAGCCGCAUGGCAGUGCAGCUGCGCAUGCCGCGUCCGUCGGUCCUACACGACAGUAUCGAGGCCGUGCAUGCGCGUGAGAAUGAGCGCCGUGACGCUGGCAUGGUCGGUGAGCAGGGCAUGGAAUCGAUGUCGAAGAGGUGGCUCGCGAGCAUGGAAAAAGAAGCAGCGCUGAGUGACGAGGCCGUCGACGACAAGAGCGGCACCCAUCUGCCCCCCAGUUCCGAGAAGGAUCGCGCGCAGGACGUGCUGUCGUCAUCGCCAUCAGAGCCGGUCUUUGUCCCGCCGAAUGUGCGCGUUUCGUACGCCAUGCUGCGUCCGAUCCUCGCGUCCACGUACCAAAAGCGCUCGCUGGGCCAACUGGCCUGGCUCCACAGCCGAGCAGACAUGGCGGCGGUGCUUCUCUCGGCCGAGCACACACUCCUCCAGCACGCUCAAGCACAGGUGCAAGCGGAUGGAAUGCUGUCUUCCUUGGCGGCGCAUGCUACGUAUGUCCAGCGGCUAUGGGAAGGCAUGCAAAGGCUAUGCGAUACAUGGGUGCCAUGGCACAUGGAGCGCUGGAGCGAUGCUGAGUAUGCGCGGAAUGCACGUCGGAAUGCGCGUGCGUCGAAGAAACAACGAACUCGUCGGCGUGCUGCUGCUACUGCUACUGCCGCCGCCGCCACGGCCACAUCGCCUGCAAACCAGCAUGCAUAA